Cimex lectularius (bed bug) is the source of this 3038-nucleotide messenger RNA. RefSeq names its product probable valine--tRNA ligase, cytoplasmic. Bases 106 to 2976 code for a protein of 956 amino acids. Gene Ontology annotation, biological process: valyl-tRNA aminoacylation. The transcript has 18 exons. The record is from RefSeq and is a predicted model, not a curated record. Gene Ontology annotation, molecular function: valine-tRNA ligase activity; ATP binding; aminoacyl-tRNA deacylase activity. Gene Ontology annotation, cellular component: cytosol. NCBI's taxonomy places the organism in Eukaryota, Metazoa, Arthropoda, Insecta, Hemiptera, Cimicidae.
UUCUUUGUUUUGAAUUUUAUCUCUUGCCGGAUUAUCCGCCGGUUUAUUUCUUUAAAAAUAAAAACUAUAUAUUUAAAUUAAAUGUGAUCCACCCACGGAGAAAACAUGUCUUUUUUGGUUUUAAAACUAAACCAAAAGACUUAUUCAGCCCGGCAAUUUUUAUUCAAAAGAGAACUAUCGUCAUUUCCAAAAUCGUAUACUAAGGAUAUCGAGAAGAAUGUCUACGAGGAGUGGGAAAGCUCGGGAGCUUUUCAGCCGAAAGCGUCAAACGAUGGAAAUUUCUCCAUGAUUUUACCACCUCCCAAUGUCACAGGAACCCUUCACAUCGGACAUGCUCUCACUAUUUCCAUUCAAGAUGCAGUUGCCAGGCACCAAAGAAUGCUUGGGAAAAAGGUUUUAUGGGUGCCAGGCACUGACCAUGCCGGUAUUGCAACUCAGGCUGUAGUCGACCGAGAAAUUCAGCAUAAAUUAAAGCAAACUUCAAAUGAAAUCGGCCGUGAGAAAUUUCUACAAUGCGUGUGGGACUGGAAAAACAGCAAAAGCGUAAGGAUUAAUGAACAAAUGAGAAAACUUGGCGCAUCAUUAGAUUGGUCGAAAGAAAUAUUCACUCUGGACGAGUUGCAAAGUAAUUCUGUCAUGGAAGCUCUUAUUAAACUUUGGGAUAAAGGUUUAAUAUAUAGAGACGAAACAAUUUUAAACUGGUCGUGCGCUCUUAAAACGACAAUAUCUGACAUAGAAGUAGAGCAUGUUUUAAUUGACGGGCCCACAAAAAUAUCAGUUCAAGGGUUCGACGAGCCAGUCGUGUUUGGACAAAUAAUUGAUUUUUCAUAUAAAAUCCAGGAUUCGAAUGAAGAAAUCGUCGUAUCUACGACAAGAGUUGAGACCAUGCUUGGCGAUGUAGCUGUAGCGGUACAUCCUGAUGAUGAACGUUAUAUUAAUUUUAUUGGGAAAAAUGUCAUCCACCCUUUUAACGGAUGUGUUUUACCUAUAAUAUCGGAUGAUACUGUUGAUCCAAAAUUUGGAACAGGUGCUGUUAAAAUAACCCCAGCGCAUGAUCCAAGAGACUUUUUAAUAGCAAAAAGGCAUAAUUUGCCAAUUAAAACUGUUAUCAAUGAAAAUGGCUAUCUUUCUGAUAAAUGUUUUGACUUUUCAGGUAUUCAUAGAUUCCAUGCUCGACAAACACUGAUUAAAGCACUAGAAGAGAAAGGGUUGCUGAGAUCUAUCAAACCUCACAGUUUUCAACUUCCAAUUUGUUCUAGAUCAAAAGAUGUGAUUGAAUUUAUUAUUAAACCACAAUGGUUUAUUAAAUGUCACGACAUGGCAGCCAGAGCAGCAGACGCCGUCAGAACUGGUCAAUUGACCAUCACACCUGACAAAUAUAACAAAAACUGGUUUAAUUGGUUAGAUGGAAUAAAAGAUUGGUGUAUUUCAAGACAGCUAUGGUGGGGGCAUCAGUUGCCUUUUUACCACUGUGGAAAUGGGCAAAAUGACUUAUGGGUAGCAGCUCGGGAUGAGAAUAAAGCGUUGAAUAUUGCCCAAAAUUCUUUAGAAGGAGAAAUCACCAUAAAAAGAGAUUCUGAUGUACUCGAUACUUGGUUUUCUUCAGCACUUCUGCCUUUUUCAAGUUUAGGAUGGAUAAAAAAUGAUAAUAACUUCAACGAGUUUUAUCCGUUAAAUACUAUGAUAACUGGACAUGACAUUCUGUUUUUCUGGGUCGCAAGGAUGACAAUGCUCGGAUUAGAGCUUACGGACAAACUUCCCUUUAAACAUGUGUUUCUGCAUUCAGUCGUUUGUGAUUCUCAAGGUAGAAAAAUGUCGAAAAGCUUAGGCAACGUAGUUGAUCCUAUCGAUAUUGUCGACGGCUGUACUCAAAAGAAAUUACUAGACCAAGUAAGUGAAAGUAAUUCAAAAGGGCUGAUAAGUCGAGAAGAAAUGAAUAAGGCUCAACAAUUUUUGAAAAAUCAAUUCCCACAAGGUAUUCCGGACUGUGGUGCAGAUGCUUUAAGGUUUACCCUCCUCUCUCAAAAUCUUAAAAACGUAUACAUCAACUUUAACGUUAAUGAUUGCCAUGGGAAUAAACUAUUCUGCAAUAAAAUCUGGAAUGCGACAAGAUUCGCUGUACAAUCUGCUGAGCAAUUUAAAAUCACAAGUAUAAAUUUACCAGUCGAGAUGAACGAAAUGGAUAAAUGGAUACUUAGUCGACUAUCAAAGGCUAUUAGAAUUAUUAAAAUUUCUUUUCAGAAUCACGAUUUUCAUGCAAUUACAACUGCGCUAAGAUCAUUUUUGUACGGAGAUUUAUGUGAUUUGUACAUAGAAAGUAUGAAGCCUCUACUAAAUACUGAUUCUGGCAAAAAUUCUUCUUCAGUUUUACUUUUUACCUUGGAGAACGCCUUAAGAUGUCUGUCGCCUUUGAUGCCAUUCAUUUCUGAAACACUUUACAGAAAGCUACCAAGUAAAAUGAACGACUCUGUAAUGUUUCAGAAAUUCCCCGAUGAAAUUGAGAUGGUUAAUGAAAAUAUAGAAGACAAAAUUAAUUUACUUAAACAAAUCUUGUACGUCAUCAGAAGUUUAAAGACAAAAAAUGGAAUUAAUUAUAAAACUACAACUUAUAUUAAAACAUGCCAUAAAAAUUCACUAGAAACUCUUAAGUACGUGAUUGAACCUUUAACAAAAUCUGACAUUAAAUUUGUGAAUGAUAAACCACAUCCUUCACUCAAAUACCUAGACGAUAAUGUUAAUUUCGAUACAGAUAUUUACGUCGUAUUGGACCAAGGUUUACCCGAUAAGAAAAAAACCGACGUUGAUAUUCUUGUCAAGAAGAAAAAGAAAAUCGAAUUGGAUUUGAACAAAUUGCUGAAGAUAACUUCUUCAGAUGGUUACGCGCUCAAAGCCCCUGACAAGGUUAAACAGGAUCACAAAUUAAAGAUCAUGAAAUUAAAAAAAGAAUUAGAACAACUUGAUGGACACGAGAUAUGAUAAUUUAAUUGAAAAUUAUUUGUACAUAUUGUAAAUUAUAUUUUUAUUAUAGAUAAAUAAAU